This is a messenger RNA of Trichomonas vaginalis G3, 877 nucleotides long. Its product is annotated as protein of unknown function, DUF4106 family. The record is from RefSeq and is a predicted model, not a curated record. Lineage: Eukaryota; Parabasalia; Trichomonadida; Trichomonadidae. The transcript has a single exon. The annotation marks the transcript as partial.
AUGCUUUUAAACCGAGUUUUUGGUGCACAGAGUGGAGGUUUAAGAGCGGCACUUUUAGCGAAAAUGGCAGGCUAUGGUGGAGCUGCAGACGGAACAGCCUAUAACCCUCAAAGUCAAAUGAAUUUGAGUUCACUCAAAAAUCAAAUAGCAGAUGUCAAAAAGUCAAACAUAGACAUACAGAAGCAAAUAAGUGAAAACGAAAAGAAACUAGAAUAUGACAGACAGACAAAGAAACUAAAUGAGUUAAACGUAGAGAAAAAGAAGAAAGAAGAACAACUGAAAGAACUAAGUACAGAGCAAUAUGCAAAAAAAGUGUCAGAAAAAGCAGCAGAAGUAGCAAAAAUGGAACAAGAUGUUGUAAAUUUGAAAAACCAUACUACUCAAUAUAAAGUACUGAAAGAUGAAGAGAUAAAACAAAAAGCCCUGAAGACAUAUAUGGAUAGCGAUGAGUAUAAAAAAGAAGUUGAAGCAAAUGUAAAGGCAGAAAAACUUUUACAGUUGCAAAACCAAACCGUACAGUAUGAAAACUUAGCACAAGAAAGUAAAAAUGACGACGCGGCUAUGCAAAAGGCAAUGAAAAGCGCAGAAUAUAUAAAAGCUAACAAUGACUGGUUAGAUGCCCAAGCCAACGCUAAAGCAGCCCAGCUUAUAGGGUCAAUAAGGACAAAAAUACAAGCGGAUGAAGACAGUUCAAAUGAAGCUUUAAUGAAUGCUGACUUUAAGAACGCCUUCGAAGCUCUUCAUAGUAAGGUGAAACUAGUGAACGACUUCUCAUCUGGAAAGAAACUGAAGUCUGAAGGUUUCGACAAAGAGUUAAAAGAAGUAGCACAAAAUAUGACGAAAAUAACAGAUGCAGCAACGAGACAGGCAGUUCAAA